AAACUGGAUGAACUGGGGUCUGCUGCUACUUGUCAGAUUUAUGGACUUCAAAAGCGCUCAGGUGAUCAGCGAGCAACAGAUAUAUUGAACCUUAUGCUGAAGCAUCCAUCACUUCGCGUUGCAUAUAUUGAUGAAGUUGAGGAGACGCAGAAAGACAAUAAAAGCAAGAAAGUAUACUACUCUGUCUUGGUAAAGGCUGUCGACGGGCUUGAUCAGGAAAUAUACAGGAUAAAGUUACCAGGUCCAGCUAAACUAGGGGAGGGAAAACCGGAAAAUCAAAAUCAUGCAAUUAUUUUUACGCGAGGCGAGGCUCUUCAGACGAUUGAUAUGAACCAGGAUAACUACUUGGAGGAAGCAUUCAAGAUGCGAAAUCUUUUGGAAGAAUUUCAUGAAGAUCACGGGGUGAGGCCUCCUAGUAUUCUUGGUGUGAGGGAACAUAUUUUUACGGGAAGUGUUUCUUCCCUGGCGUGGUUUAUGUCGAACCAAGAAACAAGUUUUGUCACUAUCGGGCAGCGGGUGCUUGCGAAUCCAUUAAAGGUGCGGUUCCAUUACGGACAUCCAGAUGUAUUCGACAGACUCUUUCACAUAACAAGAGGUGGCAUCAGCAAAGCUUCAAAAGUUAUCAAUCUGAGCGAAGAUAUUUUUGCUGGGUUCAAUUCAACUUUGCGACGAGGAAAUGUAACACAUCACGAAUACAUACAGGUCGGGAAGGGCCGUGAUGUUGGACUGAACCAAAUAACACUUUUUGAGGCAAAAGUAGCAAACGGGAAUGGUGAACAGACUUUGAGUAGAGAUAUCUAUCGACUCGGCCAUCGUUUUGAUUUUUUCCGCAUGAUGUCCUGCUAUUUUACAACAGUUGGUUUCUACGUCAACGCCCUGAUCGUGGUGCUCACAGUCUAUGUUUUUCUCUACGGACGGCUGUAUCUAUCAUUAAGUGGCAUGGAGAAGUCGCUGUUAAAAGUUGCAAACAUGAAGAAAGACGUGAGCCUGCAAGCUGCCUUGGCCUCCCAAUCGUUGGUUCAGCUUGGAUUAUUGAUGGCACUUCCAAUGAUCAUGGAGAUCGGUCUUGAGAGGGGCUUUCGUACAGCAAUCAGCGACUUCAUCAUAAUGCAGCUUCAACUGGCUUCCGUUUUCUUUACCUUUUCUCUCGGCACCAAGGUUCACUAUUUCGGUAGAACGAUACUGCACGGAGGGGCAAAGUACAGAGCUACCGGCCGAGGCUUCGUCGUUCGUCAUGAAAGAUUUGCUGAGAAUUAUCGGUUAUAUUCGAGAAGCCACUUCACCAAAGCGUUGGAACUCAUGAUCCUGCUGAUUGUCUACGUAGCUUAUGGUUCGUCCGGGAAUGGUGCGGUCGCUUAUAUGUUCAUCACGGCUUCUAUGUGGUUCCUGGUGGUCACCUGGCUAUUCGCUCCCUUUCUGUUCAAUCCGUCAGGUUUCGAGUGGCAAAAGAUCGUGGAAGACUGGGACGACUGGAACAGGUGGAUUGCUAACUCGGGAGGAAUAGGAAUUGCCGCGGUGAAGAGCUGGCAGUCCUGGUGGGACGAGGAGCAUUCCUAUCUCAACCACACAGGCUUGCGUGGUAGAAUCAUGGAAUCUCUCUUGGCGAUACGCUUCUUUCUGUAUCAGUAUGGCCUCGUCUACCACCUCAACAUCACCAGCGGUCACAAGAACAUUCUGAUAUACGCUCUGUCGUGGCUUGUGAUAAUCGGCAUUUUGAUCGUUUUAAAGAUCGUGUCGAUGGGACGAAGACGCUUCAGUGGUGACUUCCAACUCAUGUUCCGGCUCUUAAAGGGGAUGCUCUUCAUGGGAUUUGUUUCGAUAAUCAUCAUACUCUUCGUGGUGGUUGGCCUGACGGUCGGAGAUCUCUUUGUCACGCUACUCGCGUUCCUCCCAACUGGUUGGGCCCUCUUGCAGAUAGGAAUGGCGUGCCGGCCACUGGUGGAAUCGAUGGGCUUCUGGGGCUCCGUCAGGGCCCUGGCACGGAGCUAUGAGUUCUUCAUGGGGCUGCUCAUCUUCACGCCCGUUGCGAUCCUGGCGUGGUUCCCAUUCGUGUCCGAGUUCCAGACGCGGCUACUCUUCAACCAGGCCUUUAGCCGGGGCCUCCAGAUCUCUCGGAUCCUUGCGGGCCGGAAGAAACUCGGUGAAUGAAACAUCGACCAUAUCACCAUGACACUCCUGCAGAGGAAAGAUGUCACAGUUCCUCUCGUUUUGCAGUUUUGUACAAAACGGAACUUUACAACGAAUAUGAUCACUAACAGACACAUUUUGUA
Selaginella moellendorffii is the source of this 2270-nucleotide messenger RNA. RefSeq names its product callose synthase 5. Lineage: Eukaryota; Viridiplantae; Streptophyta; Lycopodiopsida; Selaginellales; Selaginellaceae. The transcript has 11 exons. Gene Ontology annotation, molecular function: 1,3-beta-D-glucan synthase activity. The record is from RefSeq and is a predicted model, not a curated record. The annotation marks the transcript as partial. Gene Ontology annotation, biological process: (1->3)-beta-D-glucan biosynthetic process. Gene Ontology annotation, cellular component: plasma membrane; 1,3-beta-D-glucan synthase complex.